Molecule: messenger RNA, 1555 nt
Organism: Suillus plorans
Lineage: Eukaryota; Fungi; Basidiomycota; Agaricomycetes; Boletales; Suillaceae
Product: WD40-repeat-containing domain protein
Exons: 6
Coding region: 174-1133 (319 amino acids)
Biological process (GO): spliceosomal snRNP assembly
Cellular component (GO): SMN complex
Molecular function (GO): protein binding; RNA binding
Source: RefSeq, a predicted model, not a curated record
UUUGUAAUUUGCGAAAGCCUGGCCUCAGCUGCCGUAAAUGGGUCACGUGUAGCAACUGUUUUGCACUGUCCGCUGUGUAAUGUUGUACAUACUCUCGUCGCUGUCAAGACCAGAGCGCAGUGCGCCUGUAUCACGAACAGAUAUCACGAACCCAUCAGUAACGAUAUCGAUUUAUGUCUAUUCACCCAAAGCCUGUGCCUCUCGUGGCACCUGGUCAUACACGCCCAGUAACUCACCUCUCUUUUUCACCACUCCAAGACGAUGGCACCUAUCUUCUUGUGUCCAGCUGCAAAGAUGGCAAUCCGAUGCUUAGAGAAUGGACCGGAGACUGGAUAGGCACAUUUCUGGGUCAUAAGGGUGCAGUAUGGUGCACAAAACUCUCUCCGGAUGCUUCGCGAGCGGCAUCAGGAAGCGCUGACUUCACUGCGAAAAUCUGGGACACCUAUUCAGGAGAUGUCUUACACUCAUUCCCUCACAAUCAUAUCGUUCGAACUGUGGCAAUCUCUCCGACGUGUUCUCACCUUCUUACUGGAGGUCAAGAAAAGAAGGUCAGAAUAUUUGACCUUGCACGGCCAGACGCCGAGGCAGACUUCCUUGGCGAUGUUGGCCUACCGUCCCAUGAUGGAACUGUGAAGAGCGUAGUUUGGGUUGGAGAACAUACUGGUGUAUCGGCUGGAGAUGAUGGUAUCAUCAAAUGGUGGGACCUGCGAACACGAAAACUUACAACAACUAUGACAUUCCCUAAUCCCAUAACUUCGAUGGAACUAUCGCCGCAAACCAAGCGUCUGGUUGUGACAUCGGGAAAAACUGUUGCAUUCAUACCUGCUUUACCUAGUGGUACUCCAACACAUAGUCUCAACCUAGCGUACUCGCCAUCAUCCGCAUCCGUUCAUCCUAUCCUUCAAGACCGCUUUGUCACAGGUAAUCUCGGUGACGAGUGGGUCAGGGUCCAUGGAAUGGAUGGUGAGGAGCGGGAAAUCUUGAAGGGACAUCACGGACCUGUCCACUGCGUCGAGUUUAGCCCUGACGGCGAAGUAUAUGCAAGCGGCAGCGAGGAUGGUACGAUUCGACUCUGGCAAACAACACCCGGGAAGGCAUACGGCUUGUGGCAAGGUAAUACUAACGGUGGUUAGGAGAGAGUGGGAAGGAGACACUGCACACCGUCUAACAUCUUUAGGUCAUACAUUGUCGAUUAGUUUGUGGAAAUGUUCGUUGAUCGAGCAAGGGGAUACAUCAUGUAAUGUCAAGAAGCUUACAAUUCAAUCAUAUCAUACUGUUUCCAAUCUGCAUGACUAUCUUUAUUCAACAGCUAGCGGACUUGCAUGGAAUUACUCAAUCAUACUUCCACUGGGGCGCAUACCAGGAGUACUCGUGGGUAUUACGGUUGAGAGAGGCUGGGCAGUUAACUUCUUGCCUGCUGUCAAGUUGUGUGCCGGAGUGACUUGGUUGGAGAGAUGAUACCUUGAUAUCAAUCUCUUCCUUGCGUGUUGCAGUCUUAUUAUUAGUCACAUGCUCGUCCGAGACUAUACUUAACGGGGAUCAUGUUGAACGACAA